Trichoderma aggressivum f. europaeum is the source of this 267-nucleotide messenger RNA. RefSeq lists its product as uncharacterized. The transcript has 2 exons. The record is from RefSeq and is a predicted model, not a curated record. The coding region runs from base 1 to 267 and encodes 88 amino acids. Lineage: Eukaryota; Fungi; Ascomycota; Sordariomycetes; Hypocreales; Hypocreaceae.
AUGUUGCAGACAAUCAAGCGAAUAUUCAACUACCUUGCCAACUUGGAGUGGACCGAACGUCCCCAGAAGGACUGCAAAUUCUGCGCCAUUAAACCCGAGAAUAUCAUUUUCGAGAAUGAUCUAUGCAAAGCUGUCAAAAAUAUCAAGGAGGCAGGGGAGGCGCACUGGCUCAUCAUGCCCAAAAAGCAUAUCCGAGAUAUCGAAAACCUCAGCUCUGCACACCUUGAAUUAUGUGGGUUACACCAUGCUGAUCUGACAUCUGUCUAA